AUGUCUGGCCGGCGCUUGCUGGACAUCAUUCAAUUACUAAAUGUAUCGAAAUCAGUGGCUGUAAAACAUCUGGCUAUUCGUCGACAACAGCUAGAUGUUUACACUCGGACCUCCUCCCUCACAAAGGGCAUCAAGGAACAGACGGAAGGGCUGAUCUUGACCGCACAAGCCGCUGCCGCGUUGGCGCGCCGAUUCAAUGAUACAUCGCCACCAACCUCCCCUCCACCGGCCGAUUCUGCUCCUAGUCAACCUGCGGAAAAGACAACCACCUCCACAUCGGACGCCCGUGAGGAAUGUCACGUGGAUAUACAGCUCCCUUCCGUGACAGCAGAAUAUACCGGCCCUGAGAAGUCCGACUUGAAUGUUAGCAAGCAGCAGGAUGUCUUCUACGAGCCCUCGCACCAGACCACCCCAGACACAUCGGCGCUGCCGCACGUGACACUGCCAGAGGCUGCUGGAGAUGUCCAAGCUGGUGGAGGUGAUGGGUUGAACGCCGACGUGUUUCACGCGGCCACUGGCCCUGAACAGAAGUUUUCCCCCAAGGAACCGGAAGAAGUCUCGGAGGAGAUGAUGCAGGAUAUUUUCCAAAGUCCCCGGGUGUCGCGUUUGCUUGCAGGGAAAUCUAAGCCGAAAAGAGACUGGAUUGCAGAGAGAUAUGCUCGGCCAAGUCCGACUGCGACGGCCCCAGAACCUCAGGCUCCGUUGAAGCCUGAGGAGGUCCAGAAGCUGGCCGCAAGUGCCGCCGAGGAUGUGGUCGCGCCCACGGCAGAGGCAGUGAUAGAGAAGGCCGUGCCAUACCAAAUGAUGGAAUCACGGGUUCCUUCAUCCCGUUUUGGGAGACUGUGGCAGUAUGGAGGAUUGGCAACGUCUAUGGCCUUUGGUGCCGUUAGUGAAACGGUUCGCCGAGCGACUGGAAGCCAAGACAGUGGCUCGAUCAUGUUCAGCGCAGGGAAUAUGGAACGCCUUGUGGCCAAGUUAUCAAAAAUGCGAGGCGCCGCUCUCAAGCUAGGUCAGAUGCUGAGCAUCCAAGAUUCAAACAUGUUGCCCGAGCAGAUUCAGCAAGUGUUACAGCGUGUUCAGGAUCGCGCCGAUUACAUGCCCGCCUCUCAGCGCAAUAAAGUGUUGGCCGAUAAUCUCGGUCCCGAUUGGCGUGAUCUCUUCACCUCCUUCGACGAGAUCCCUAUGGCUGCGGCUUCAAUCGGCCAAGUGCACUCCGCUGUUCUCAAGCGAACAGGCAAGCCCGUCGCAGUGAAAGUCCAAUACCCUGGCGUCGCAGACUCCAUCGACUCCGAUCUAAACAAUCUUUCCAUCCUCCUAACAGCCUCCCGACUCCUUCCUCGAGGCCUCUACCUCGACAAGACCAUUGCCAACGCCCGCGUCGAACUCGGGUGGGAGUGCGACUACAUCCGCGAAGCAGAAUGCAGCGCUCGGUUCCGCGACCUCCUUCACGAAGACCCCGUCUUCGUCGUACCAGAAGUCAUGCCCGAAGCCUCGGGCAAACAAGUUCUAACCAUGGAAAUGCUCGAAGGUGUUGCCGUGACGAAAAUCCAAGAUUUCACCCAAGACCAACGCGACUGGAUAGGUACCCAGAUCAUGCGUUUGUGUCUGCGCGAAAUCACCGAAUUCCACUAUAUGCAGACGGAUCCCAACUGGACCAACUUUCUCUUUAACGCGCGUACAAACCGUCUUGAACUUCUGGAUUUCGGUGCCUCGCGCGCUUAUCCCGAGGAAUUCAUCUCGACCUAUGUGCGCACCCUUGUGGCGGCUGCUAGUAACGACCGAACCGCGUGUCACGAUCUCUCUAUUAAACUUGGCUACCUCACUGGUCACGAGUCUCAGGCUAUGGUCGACGCACAUGUUUCGUCGAUUGUUACGAUUGCGGAGCCUUUCAUGCUCUCAUCGCCUGACCUAUAUGAUUUCCAGAAUCAGACUAUCACUGAUCGCAUACGUGCGCAUAUUCCUGUUAUGAUUCGUGAACGUCUUGCUCCUCCUCCCGAGGAAACGUAUAGUCUGCAUCGCAAAUUGAGCGGUGCCUUCUUGCUUUGUGCGCGGCUGGGUAGUCGUGUUCCUUGCAAGGAAUUGUUUGCUGAGGCUAUCCGUAAGGCGGAAUUGAAGGGUUUGCUUUUGGAGCAGAAAUAG
Penicillium odoratum is the source of this 2139-nucleotide messenger RNA. RefSeq names its product protein kinase COQ8. Gene Ontology annotation, biological process: ubiquinone biosynthetic process. Gene Ontology annotation, molecular function: kinase activity. The transcript has a single exon. Gene Ontology annotation, cellular component: extrinsic component of mitochondrial inner membrane. Lineage: Eukaryota; Fungi; Ascomycota; Eurotiomycetes; Eurotiales; Aspergillaceae. The record is from RefSeq and is a predicted model, not a curated record. The coding region runs from base 1 to 2139 and encodes 712 amino acids.